AACACACACACACAAUACACACACAUACUCAAAAAGAAUGGCACAAAUGAAUCUCUCAUUGUUGGUCCUCUUUUUUACCUUUUUAGGUUUUUUGGGCACCAUCGAAUCACGUUCACGUGCAAGGUCGUAUCUUGAGGCACAGUGUCGAUCAACUUUAUACUCGGAUCUUUGUGUUAGAACCCUGCUACCAUAUACCAGCAAAAGAGUAGUACCAAGCCCACAAAAAAUAGCUCAAGUUUCACUAGCCACAUGUCUAUCCAAAGCUCGAGUCACGAAGGCUUAUGUGGAUGUGAUAGCAGAACAAUUCAAGAAAACGAAGAAUCUCGGAGAGUACCAUGCCGUGAAAGACUGUUUGCAGCAAAUCAACAACGGAGUCAACCAAAUUACUCAAUCUGUCAAGGAAUUACGACAAAUGGGGACGGAUGGGGAGGAGAAGUUUGUGUGGCAUGAGAGUAACGUGCAAAGUUGGGUCAGUGCUGCCCUGACGGACACCACAACAUGUAUUGACGGAAUUUUGGGGGAUGAGAUUGGGAGUAGGGAGAAACGUAUGAUUAAAGCAAGGUUUUUGAACGUGAAACAACUCGCUAGCAAUUCUCUAGCGUUGUUCAAUCGUUUUACAGCAAAGCAUCGUGCUUCUCGAGCCGUCAGGAAUCCUUAGAUUUCGUUAUUAACCGUAGGCUCUUACGUAUAUAAUUAAAAUUGAAAUAUGUU
Messenger RNA from Cynara cardunculus var. scolymus (artichoke), 711 nucleotides. RefSeq names its product pectinesterase inhibitor 9-like. Lineage: Eukaryota; Viridiplantae; Streptophyta; Magnoliopsida; Asterales; Asteraceae. Gene Ontology annotation, molecular function: enzyme inhibitor activity. The record is from RefSeq and is a predicted model, not a curated record. Bases 38 to 658 code for a protein of 206 amino acids. The transcript has a single exon. Gene Ontology annotation, biological process: negative regulation of catalytic activity.